AUGGUUAAUGAUACUCAUGGUGAUUGUAGACAGGCGAAGAGGAGACAUACAGGAGUUCUAGCAAGGCGGAAAGUAAUUACUAUUUUCAAUCAUCUUUUAUCAAUUAUCAUGCUGAUCAUAUGUUUUCAUAUAAAAUUUUGUUAAUUAGAAACUUUAUAUACCACGAUAUUUGAAGUCUCGGACUUACAAAAUUAAUAAUUUCCCUUAGAAAUAGAAGUAAUCUCAGUUUAGCUGAUUUCAGCCGUGCUUCAAGGUCUGUGACACCAUAAGCAUGGCAAGCGUAAGGACAUUGGUAAAAUGGGGGGAGGGGGCAACACUCACGAGGCAUUACCACGGUUGGCGCAGGGGGGGAUAUAAAAUUUGAAGCGACGAAAGAGACUUAUUCUUGGGUUUUACUACGCCAUUAUGCAGUGAAUCUGAGUGGGGGUCAACCUCAACUGUAUUGAUGCUUAUGCUGUACUGGAGUGAGAAAAUGAUACGAAAUUGCACGUAUUUGUUAGCAAACACAAGGCCAACACAUACAGUGAACAUUUAAUUCGUUCCGAUCACUGUGUCUCGAUUUAGUGUUGACCCCCACUGAAAUCUAUGACGUCAUAUGAAACCCAAGAAUUUGUUCUAUUUAGUCAUUUUUCAGUUGGCUUUUCAGGUCUUUAUAGUGAUGGGAUAUGAUACAUGUAUUAAAUGCUAUGUUAUGGUGAUAUAUAUUAUGAUGGGUUAUGAUAAGCAUUAACCUAUGGAGGGGGCGUGAAAGAUAUUUACCACCUCUCCCGAUUUAAUAUGCCCCCACCUGCACAAAAUUUUCUUCCAAAAAAUUUCGCAUUUAAAACUCGAACUACUUGAUAAAUAAUAAGUUGCGACCAGUCAAUCACUUACAAAUAACAUUAUCCUUUCGUCUUAUCAAGGAUGUUCAAGAGUUGAUUUCAAAAUCCAAAUUACCACCUAAUAACGAAAUCGUGAACGAAGACAACACGAUCGCUACUGAACAUCCGCAGGAAUCAGAGAUUGUAAAUGCUGAUUGUAGCAACUUCAAGAGUACAAGUUGCCAAACCAUUGCACUCGAAUAUUUUGGUAAGAAUAAGACCACUCAAACAAAGAAGUCUAUGUUGUCAACGACAGCAACAAAAGGUACACAGACACUCCUUACCGUGAAUUUAUUGUCUAAAUUACUCGUAUUUCCCGAAACGAAUUCUACUGGUUCUCAAACUGACUCAUCUGAGAAUAUUAUUGAAGAGCACAUUGUUGACUCAUCCAAAACAAAUGAAUGCGGAACAAGUGAAAAUGUUGUUAAACAAUAUGUUGAUUCUUCAAAAACACGUGAAUCUUGCAAAGCAGACGCAAACGUUGAAAUCUCCGGACCACCACCAGAAGAACUGUGCGAAUCCGAUUGUAAUGAAAGUUGUGACGGGAGUUAUUGUACGGAAUUCGAUCAUUUGGCAAGUGAAGAAAGUCAAUCUGACCAGGAGGCAAGCACUGAAGAAAUAUCAAAGCAAAGUAAAGACCGCGUUCUCUUGUCCCGCGAAAAGUCUAUUGAGAAUCAGCUAAAAUUUAUCAUUUGCGAAGAGUCGAUAGCACAUAUCUUUGGGAUUUGCCAAAAAUGUGGAAGCAGCUGCUCAGUUUCAAUAGGAAACAGGAUUGGAAGUUACUGCAUGAUCUAUAUAUCGUGUUCAACAAACCAAAACCAUGAUAUUUCUUGGUCAACUGGCCCUCUUAUGAAUCGGCUUCCUGCUAUGAACUUGCUCAUAACUUCAACAAUUUUAAGCACAGGGAUGGAGUCGAAUAAAACGUUAAGGUUCAUGGAAUCGUUAAACAUUCUCUGUAUUAAAAGAAGGGAAAUGUCAAACCUUCAAAGUACAUAUGCAAUACCAGCAAUAUUUAACAUGUGGAGAUUAGAGCAAUAAAGUUUGAUCAAUGGAAUCAGAGACAAACCAGUUAUUAUAGCUUCUGACAUGCGUGUGGACAGCCCUGGACACAGUGGUCUUCUUGGUUCUGGUAGCACACUUGACGUAGAGCAAAACGUUAUUUUAGAUACUCAAGUUAUAAAGGUAAUUGGAGGGUUCAGAUACAAUGUUUAAUUGUGCUAUCGCACUAUGCACGUGAUUAAUUCGGUUAAAGAUAACGAUAUAGCAAUCAUAGCAAUGAUAUUAUUACUAAUUACACAAAUGAUGAUAUAGCAAUUUAUCAAAUCAAUUAAAUUUCAGAGUACUGAAGUUAAAAACUCCAAUGGAAUGGAAUUAGAGUCCCUGAAGAGGCAACUUUCGUACCUUGAGAAUGCAAACGUAGAAGUUAAAAAACUUGUGACAGACAGACACGUGCAAGUAUCUGCGUAUAUGGCAAGUGAAAAGUCAAGUAUAGAGCACAAUUACGAUGUGUGGCAUGUUGCAAAGGGUAAGAAGCCUAGUUGUCAAGUAUUUAUAAUACGUAAAUCGUGAAGAUCCAUGGUAAAUAUUUAAGAAUACAACAUUCUUAGUAAGAAUAACUAUAUUAUUUGUGUAAUAUAGGUGUGAAGAAAAAGCUUUUGAAAGCCUCAAAGACAAAGAAAUUUAAAGAAAUAAAGCUGUGGAUUGGGGUAGGCAAAAUAAGAUCAGCAUAA
Messenger RNA from Paramuricea clavata, 2590 nucleotides. Lineage: Eukaryota; Metazoa; Cnidaria; Anthozoa; Malacalcyonacea; Plexauridae. The record is from the annotation of a GenBank genome assembly.